Messenger RNA from Sycon ciliatum, 555 nucleotides. Its product is annotated as FK506-binding protein 2-like. Gene Ontology annotation, cellular component: endoplasmic reticulum. Gene Ontology annotation, biological process: protein peptidyl-prolyl isomerization. Lineage: Eukaryota; Metazoa; Porifera; Calcarea; Leucosolenida; Sycettidae. Gene Ontology annotation, molecular function: peptidyl-prolyl cis-trans isomerase activity. Bases 1 to 555 code for a protein of 184 amino acids. The transcript has a single exon. The record is from RefSeq and is a predicted model, not a curated record.
AUGGUGUCGUUUUGUGUCUCGGUGUUGCUGAUUAGCAUUGUGGCUCUUGCUGAAGCUGCGAAAAAGCCACGUGGAGAGCUAAAGAUAGACGUGCUGGAGAAGCCAGAGUCUUGCAGUUUGCUGGCAGCGAAAGGGGACAAAGUUGGCAUCCACUACACAGGCACCCACACCAGCGGUGAAGUGUUUGACAGUUCCAAAGGCCGCUCGCCGUUCUCCUUCAAAUUGGGAGAUGGAAAGACUAUUGCAGGAUUUGACCAGGGUGUUGUUGGCAUGUGCAUUGGCGAGAAGAGAAUGGUAACCGUGCCUCCUCACCUUGGUUACGGUGAAAAGGGCCACCCGCCGGCUAUUCCUCCAAGUGCUACGUUAAAGUUUGAAAUCGAGCUUGUUGAGUUGGACCAAGCUUCCGUCUUUUCCUCUGGUAGCUUUGGCACAACGUUCAAUACCGCAGCUCCCCUGUUUCUGCUGGGUGUCGUCAUCUACUAUCUCUACAACAAAGCUCAAAACGAGGAUACGUCAAAGAAACGCCCCAAGCCGAAAGCAGCAAGGAGACGCUGA